This is a messenger RNA of Salvia hispanica, 1275 nucleotides long. RefSeq lists its product as uncharacterized. Gene Ontology annotation, biological process: regulation of flower development. NCBI's taxonomy places the organism in Eukaryota, Viridiplantae, Streptophyta, Magnoliopsida, Lamiales, Lamiaceae. The record is from RefSeq and is a predicted model, not a curated record. Gene Ontology annotation, molecular function: DNA-binding transcription factor activity; protein binding. Gene Ontology annotation, cellular component: nucleus.
UGCUUAAUUCUGUCUGUUUAAUUCAUCUCAAUCCAUCCAUAUCUAGGUUUCUUCACUCUUAAUUAUCCAUCCUCUUGAAAAAAUAUACAUAUAUGUUGGUAUGCUAAUUAGUGUACUAAUCUUCCCAUCAAUGAAGGCUGGGACAGAAAACAAUGAUGCAAAACAUGGUUCCUCCUCAACAACAACACCAUCCUCCUAUUGAUGAAAUUACAAGCCCACAGAUUUUCGAAUCGGAAUAUUUCCUUCAAAACUCAGAGGUUGGUUCGAGUUCAAAUUGGUGGUAUAAUAAUGGUGAAGGAGGCAACAAGGCGGCCAUGGCGGUGGAAGACGACAUCUCCGCCUCCAUCGAUUUCAGCCUCUCUCCCUCCUUCACCGCCACUCACGAUCAGUUACUAGGCGAGGCCGCGGCGGCGGAGGGAUCGCUCUAUCCGCCGCAUUUGUACAACCCCGAGCAGCAGCCGGGGGACUACCUCCAGCCCCCCUGCGCGCUCGUGGAUCCCGUGAUCGGCCCGUACCUGUCCUCGGGCCACAUGACGCCCUUGGACAGGUCGUGGCUGUUUCUCUCUGGGGUUCUCGGGUCCGAUUUCUCGCACCACGAGAUGGAAUCCCAGGGCGCUGCCGCCGCGGCUUUCCAUUGCUCCGCCGCUGAUCUUCAGGCACUGAGUAGUAGUGAGAGUCAACAUAUGGUCAACGGAAGUCCAAGUAGGACUUUGGCGUCUGAGAUUUCAAGCUUGGAAGAUCCAACGUUUAAAGUGGGGAAAAUAUCGGCUGAGGAAAGGAAGAGGAAGAUCCAUCGAUAUCUCAACAAAAGAAAUCAAAGGAAUUUUAGCAAGAAAAUCAAGUAUGCAUGCCGGAAAACGCUGGCAGACAGCCGGCCGAGGGUGAGGGGAAGAUUUGCCAAAAACGAUGAACUCGGGGAGGCGGAUCUUGCAAGAAAUUCCGGUAACAACCAAGAUGACGACGUAGAUGAAGAUGUUAACCAGAUGUUCCAAAACUCCAUGCCUGAUUACCACCACAAGGCUGCGAAAGAAGAAGAGUGUAUCGACCCAUCGGAGUUAUUUGCACAAAUGAGUGAAGUGAAUUCAUUCAAAUGCAACUACCCAAUCCAAUCUUGGAUCUAAUUAACCACAAGUAUAUCACUAAUUUUCUACCACCUUAACAUCAUGUAGUAUAUAUUUGUAACUUUUAGUUUACCUUUGUACGUAUUUGUGCUGUUUCUGUUUGUCAUAUACACAUAACACAUGCUCUAGUUCUUGAAUGAUCAUACACAUAUUU